AGUAUAAUAAGUCGUUGACGUACUAGCAUAAAAGUCUUGAUUAUUUUAUACCCUAUACAUAUUCAUAUCAUUUAUAGACCCGGAUUCCUCCCCUUCACGAGUGUUCGAUGGGGUCAGACCUCUGCUUUAUUAUCUCUCUUAAAGGGUGCUGUGCAAACUUCUUUUGCUCUUGCAAGUUUGCUGAUCCUGAAGAACUUUCGUGAUGCCUUCAAUCAAUUUGAGGCUCUUGCACGUUCAUGUUAGUCAGGCCCUUGAAAUCCUCGGAGAACCUCAGAUAGAUUCCCUUUAUGGUCCCUCUCAGGAGUCGGACAAGUGGGCCGAAUCCACGGACCAAAAAUCACCUCUGGCGCUUGAACCGAAUCCUCGGACCCUCUCUGCUGCUAACGAGGUCGUCCUGGUGGAGUUCGGAGGGAAUUUGCUGUCUACAAGUGUGCCUGAGAUCCUGGAGGACCCCUGUCGUCUGAACAUCGUCGCGGUGAUCAUGGUGGCAGAGUCAGCGACCGUGGCUAUUGGAAUGGAAACAAAGCUGUUCAGGAUCUCUCCCAGUUAUACAAGCAUGCCCUACUACGUCGCGGGGCCAACAACAACUCUCAGAGCGAACAGGAGUGGUGUGAAGCGUGAGACGCGAUGUGCAGGAUGCUACGACCUCUGGAGCAAGAAUAACUCUCGUGCAUCCCAGAGUCAACGAGAUGCGAGCAGUGCCUCUUCGCAGGAACUAACACGGAAGCUGCUGGAGCAUUGUGGCCUGGGACCUGUUGAGUUGUUGCUCGGGAUAAUGGAGAUGACUUUUCCGAGCGGAUAAAAGCCGAAGAUACAGUGACUGGGACAUCCGUCACACAGCUCUGUUGGGCUAC
Messenger RNA from Aspergillus pseudotamarii, 854 nucleotides. RefSeq lists its product as uncharacterized. NCBI's taxonomy places the organism in Eukaryota, Fungi, Ascomycota, Eurotiomycetes, Eurotiales, Aspergillaceae. The transcript has a single exon. The record is from RefSeq and is a predicted model, not a curated record. The coding region runs from base 203 to 802 and encodes 199 amino acids.